Cyanistes caeruleus (blue tit) is the source of this 2213-nucleotide messenger RNA. Its product is annotated as ras-related protein Rab-39B-like. Gene Ontology annotation, molecular function: GTPase activity; GTP binding. Lineage: Eukaryota; Metazoa; Chordata; Aves; Passeriformes; Paridae. The record is from RefSeq and is a predicted model, not a curated record.
UCCUGGCAGCCAGCAGAGGCACAGAUGGAGCCACGGUGGCAGUACCAAUUCCGGGUGAUCAUGCUGGGGGACUCAACAGUGGGGAAAUCUUCCCUGCUGCAAUGCUACACCGAGGGUGUCUUCCUAGACACUGUCAACCAGACAGUGGGGGUGGAUUUCUACGUCCAAUUCGUGGAGCUGGAGCCAGGGCUGCAAGUGAAGCUGCAGUUCUGGGACACAGCCGGGCAGGAGAGAUUCAGGUCCGUGACUCGCUCCUACUACCGCAACUCGGCUGGGGGGAUGCUGCUUUUCGACCUCACUAACCGCGCGUCCUUUGAGAGCAUCCGGCAAUGGCACCGGGAGGUGACUGACACAAUCCAGCCAUUCCGUAUGGUCUUCCUGCUGGUGGGGCACAAGAGUGACCUGUCUGGGCAGCGCCGGGUGGGCCAGAGAGAGGCGGAGAAGUUGGCGGCCUCACUGGGUGUCCAGUACGUGGAGACCUCAGCCAAAGACGCUUCCAACGUGGUCCAGGCCUUCCAGAUGCUGACAGUGGCCAUUUACCAAGCGCUGCAGACAGGGCAGUUGGUGGCCACUGAGACAUGGGACGGGGUGAAGAGCAGCGUCCCGCUGCCAGUGCUGCCCAAGGCUCAGGCACUGGAGAAGAAGCAGAAGAAAUGCUCUUGCUAGAGCUGGGGACACUGGCAAGGCAGGCACACGCUGGGCUCAAGAGGGGAAGUGGAUAUGGAGCAGCCAGGCACAGGCAGGAGUGGCACGGCCACAUUAAAUACCUCUGGUCACCCUCUGCCUGCCUGUGUUUUCCUGGGAAAGAGGAAGCGUGUUGGAAGGGUGAAGUCCUCCAGUGGGACUUCACAGGCCUGCAGAAGUCAAUGUCAACCCUUCUCCUAUUCUCUCUUGUACUGACUGAGAUCCUAAUCAUAAAGCCCUGAAUUCUUUAAGUCUUCCCAAAUAGAAUUAAAAGUGACAAAUUUAUCAUGGAACUCAGAUAAUGUAUCUGCCAUUCUGGCUGAGUACAUGCCUAGUUGAGCCCAAAGGAAAAAGAAUGACAUACCAUUCUGAGGAAAUGCCUGCUUUCCCUUUCCGAUUGAUCUUCAUACAAUGUAAUUUGCAAAAAAACCCUCCGUACAAGGCUUCAGAAAGGAGCUCACCAGGCUCCUCAUCCCACAGUGACAUGAGGAAUGAGCCUGGGAUGGUCCUAGAAUCACUUCACGCACCCUGGUUUCCCCUACAGCUACCAGAAGCCUCCAGAAAGCUGGACAGGGAGGAUGAGCCCAGCUCUGCCUAGGGCUGCAGGAGCCUUCCUGUCAUGGAAGGGCGUUUGCAGUGCUGUCAACUCCCUCAUCCCCAUAACAGCCCCUGGAGCUUCCCUGAGCAGAACAGCAGGAACAGGCAGGGGCAUGUGGCCUUUUUAAUGUCCAGGCACAGACAGGACUGGGGAACCUUGACUUCAGGAACAUCAUGUCACAACAUCCCCCUCCCAACAGUCCAAAUAUCCCUACAAUUGGGAAGGGACUCACUCUGAGCUGGAGGUCAGGGGGGAAGUCACCUGGCCAUCCUUGAGUGGCAAGUGAGGGACUGGCCAAAUCCUUGUGAUCUAGAAGGGUCUGGAGGGGAAAACCUCUGGAAGAGCAGCUGAAGGCACUUGGUUUGCUCACCCUGGAGGAAACAGGAGACUCACCAGUGUCUGCAGCUCCUCCCAAGGGACACCUCCGAUCUCUGCUUCCAGUGACCAGGGACAGGACCCAGGAAACAGCUGAAGCUGUGUAAUUUGAUAAUUGCACUUGCAAUUGAAAUAAUAGUGUAUUAGGAAACAGUUCUUACCCCAGAGGGUGCUUGGCAACGCACGGCUGCCACAGCUCCAGAGAGCACUGGACAACGCUCUCAGGCAUAGGGUGGGAUUGGUGAGGUGUCCUGGGCAGGCCAGGAGCUGGACUCAAUAAUCCUUGGGGAUCUUUUCCAGCUCAGGAUAUUCCAUAAUUCUGCUCUCAGAUCUCUCACAGAACAGCACCACACACGGAGCUGAGGUGACAGGGCCCCUGCCAUCCCUGUGCAAUGCUGCCUAAAGAGCACAAGCCUAUGCCAGCAGCUUAGAAUAAUUUCUUUAUUCAUGAAAAACAAAUGCAAGUAUUUAUAUAAACACUGACAUUACAAAGUACUGGACCAGAUACGGGCAGGAAGGAGGAAACAAAAACCUCUACAGAUGCUUCUAAUACUGU